This is a messenger RNA of Danaus chrysippus (African queen), 372 nucleotides long. Lineage: Eukaryota; Metazoa; Arthropoda; Insecta; Lepidoptera; Nymphalidae. The record is from the annotation of a GenBank genome assembly.
UUGUCAACGAAGCGGCGAGCGGUAAUUAAUCUGGUCUCGAGCGCUAAUUCGACUCGAGGCGACCCCUCCCUCCCCUCCCCUCCCCCCGGGGUGGUCCCCGCAGACUACUUGGAUACGGUAUACGGGCCGGGGGACGCAUGCGCUCUACUGACGCGGACUUGGGACACGGGACGAGCCACGAGCGACGAGCGGGCUAGACCACGUACUGAUCACAAUACAUUUUGCUUACCACAAACCAGCGGCAUCGUCAACGAAUUUCCAUUACAAGCCAGUGGCAAUCCCACCGCCGAGUCACCCCCGACCGUCACGCCCCGCUCCCCGCCGCCCCCUCCUCCGCGCCCCCGACAGCCGCCCUCGUCCGCCAAACAAUAA